This is a messenger RNA of Bipolaris maydis ATCC 48331, 969 nucleotides long. RefSeq lists its product as uncharacterized. The record is from RefSeq and is a predicted model, not a curated record. Lineage: Eukaryota; Fungi; Ascomycota; Dothideomycetes; Pleosporales; Pleosporaceae.
GGUCGCGUACUGAUCCUCCUCCCUUCACGGUAUCAAGUCGGUCUACGCAUCUGCCCGGUCGCUGUUGGACGUUUCUCGCGCUGCAAGUAGCAACCACCCGUCUGUGGCCUACGUACCUAGUUAGUAGCAGGCGCACGAGGACAGUCCGGGAAGGGGGUUGCGCCAACAAUCGACCAGGUUUUCCAAUGAUCAACAUCGCCAAAGUGAGCGACUGGCUCACUCAAAACGCCAGUGAAAGCAUAUAUCCCCGACUCUUUUUAAUGUCCCCAAAUGGCACGCUAUUGGCAUACUCCAAGCCCGUGCAAACUAAGGAGCUUCGUGACCAGGCUGCCCUCAUUUCCAUGGCAUGGAAGGAUCACUGCGCCGGCCGCCAAAAGCUUUCUGCGCGAAAUGGAGCCCCAGACCAUUCACUCAAGCCCCCACUGCAGACACUCACCAUCGAAACCCAGGACUGCAACAUCAUAGUGCGUCUGUUGCAACCAGAGUUGCUCCUGGUCCUCAUUGGCAGAAUUCCCCCAAGCAAAAAGCAGACAUUCAAAAUCUCGCCCGAAGGCCAGGGAGACCCUAGGUAUCCGGAUGUCGACGUCUCUCUUUCCCGCCCAGGAUCAAGCGCACAGCUGCAUGCUCAGGCUGACGGAUCGGCCGACAACCUAAGACCCAGCAACGGAGGGCCGACCAUGAAGAACAAGGCGCCUUCUCUGUUCAGUAACAUGAGCCAGCGCGAGAAAGACAUCCGGGGAGGUGCACUCCAUGUGCAACGAAAGAAACUAGAUGCCUUGGCCGAAUACGUCCUCCGAGAUUUUGAAGAUACCUCUUUCGUUAUGCCAGCAGAUGCAGACUUGCAGUAGUCCGCAGACUCUUACCUUUGAUCAGAAGACACAUGCAGCCCCUUGCCCUACCCUUUUUGGCUGCUGACACUGUGGUCUUCAAAUGUUUUAAUAAAUUCGGCCAUGCCAAAGGCAUGCAUUU